Molecule: messenger RNA, 522 nt
Organism: Caenorhabditis bovis
Lineage: Eukaryota; Metazoa; Nematoda; Chromadorea; Rhabditida; Rhabditidae
Source: the annotation of a GenBank genome assembly
AUGCGUCUUCUUUCCAUAUUGAUCUACUUGGCGUUGUUGUCGGCUUGCUUGGCUGCGAUUUUCCACCAUCACCAUAAUCGACGACGUCCGAUGCAGAGAAGACGCACUCGACAAUUUAAACCAUACUCGCGGAAUAAGGAUAAGCGUAGUCAUGUGACAGCGGCGUCUUGUGAGGCUCAUGAGCACUACCUAACAUGUGGACCAGAAACCCAUUGCGAUUUGACCUGUGACAACUUCUUCUCACCGCCGAAUUGCGUCAACGUGUUGACACACGCGAAAUGCUGGCAUCCGCGAUGCGUCUGCAACGACGGAUACGUUCGCGAUGACGAUGGAAAAUGCAUUCGUCCGUCGCGAUGCCCCAACACUUAUUAUGAGCCGGCUUCGAUGAUAAUGAACCAAAAGGAUAACGAUAUCAUGAUUCAGUUCGAGCCCGUCAAAUUCUCGCGUGUCCGCCACCACAAGAUUGUUCGCCUUCCGCACGGACAUCGCAAAUUUUUGCCGAAAAAGAGCAACGAAAUUUAG